Harpegnathos saltator (Jerdon's jumping ant) is the source of this 2422-nucleotide messenger RNA. Its product is annotated as DNA fragmentation factor subunit alpha. Lineage: Eukaryota; Metazoa; Arthropoda; Insecta; Hymenoptera; Formicidae. The record is from RefSeq and is a predicted model, not a curated record. Bases 750 to 1352 code for a protein of 200 amino acids. The transcript has 3 exons. Gene Ontology annotation, biological process: apoptotic process; regulation of apoptotic process.
GGUAUAAAUAGAAGGGGUAGUUGCACCGUUGACCCAGUGUUGGGUUGACACACGGUCAGUUCAGUCACUCAAGGCAUUCACUCUCUCUUUCUCUCUCGCUUGCGCCGUUGCCGCCACCGCCUCUCGUUGACUUCUCUUCUCGUUCUCUUUUUUUCUUACUGCGCGCGUGUGAAUUGUCGAGCGUGUGCACACGUUCUCGCGAGAAUCUCCUGCUCCUCGAGUUGCUCCCCCCGUUAGUUUUACCAGGUCGAUUCGUCGACGCAAUCCUGAGCACUGCCCUUUUCAUACCUUGCGUUCACUCGAACGGUACGAUUUCUCAUCCGAAGGUGUCGGACAGCGGUGCACCUCGUCUCCUAAUGCAUUGUCGAGGGGAUUCUGCUCACGAAUAAGGAGAACGACGACGAAGAAGAAAAGAAAAAAAAGCGUUUGCACAUCGUGUUCAAGUGUUACGUCCCUCGCGCAAGGGCGUACUCCUCCAGUUCCGUCUCGCUUCUGUCAUCGACGCGGGCCGCUCAAGACCUCGGACACACCGUCAAGGCACCGUGGCAACUAAUGUGCAACGAGAAUCAGGCCUUAGUAGCAGUCAGUCCUCUGCAAGAAAGUGAAUUCUUCCUGACUUAAAUCUUUCGCGCUUACCCAUUUGGGCGUCGAUUCCGCAGCGUCGCGGCGCACCAAGUCGGACUUCGAGCUGAUCAGCAGUGAUCAACGAAGUCAAGAGAUCUUCCUCGAGUUCGCCGUCCGACGUAAGGAUGUCAGACGCGCAGGGAAUCGCACAGGGAACGGGCAACCCUUACAAGAUCGUUGACCACACCAGGGAGCGGAGGAAGGGCAUCACCGCCUCGUCGCUUAAGGAGCUGACUAAUGUCGCACGUAGUCGUCUGGCGUUCCCCGUGGACGCGGAUCUGACAAUCGUGCUCGAGCAGGAUGGGACAGAGGUAGAUGAUGAGGAGUAUUUCGCCACGUUGGAAAGAAAUACAAGCUUGAUGGUGCUGCAUGGCGACCAGAAAUGGGUCGCUGUAGGAAGCAAGAGAGCGUCCCGUUAUAUCGUCGUGGACGACGUGGACAACGUAGAGGGUAGUUCAAGAACCGAUAAGAUCCGGCAACGAACGCUCAUAGAACCCUUGGUGUCGUCGCUGCAUGGUGAUCCAUCGCAUAUUUCGCUGCUCGGACCCCACGACUUGGAAUUGCUCAGCGAUAUGGAUCCGGAUAGUUUAGCCGAUAUAGUGUCUGACAAACUCUUCCUCGAGCAGCUGAAGGAAGCAUCUGGCAGAUUCCUGGUGGACAGGCGACAAGUGCAAGAAUCUAUGAUUCUUCUUCAGAUGUUUGCAAGCGGUGAGUUGGAGCGAGCGUAGGCCAUGUGGGGGGUGGGCGCCCUCACAUUGGCUAACAUGUAUAGAGUGCGACGUCGCAUAUCCUACAAAGGUCGACAGCUACAUCAAACUCUGAUCCUAUUCUGGAAUUGAGCCCAUCUCUGAUCUUAAUUUACACAAUAAUAGAGUUAAACUCUCUACCGAAAAAACGAGCAUGAAAGUUGCUACAUUAACAACAAUACAUACACGUAUCAGUGACGAAGAUCCCGUAUUUUUUCUCGCGCGGAGAACAAACGUAAAAGACAAACGCAGUGACAGAGACAUUGUACAGAGACAUGAAACGUGAAUAAUGCGUUUAUUACACACUUGACAGAUUUAGGUACUGUGUAAUAAUGUAUAGUUUCGUCUUAUACAUAUUAUAUAUAUAUAUAUGCAUAGAGGAAGUAGUAUAGUUUUAAGUUUUUGUAGAAUUUUUUUAAUCUAUAUACACUAUAUUCUGUGGCACAACUAUGCUUUGGCAAUACUUUACAUUUUUAGUGAGCGUAUGGAAUUGCUUUGAUACAACAUAAGAACUUGCUAUGUAACGACAGGAUUAUACAUACGCGAUUUAGCUACUAACUUGUCUGAAUAUACACAAGGAAGCUGCAUAAAUAGCAGUCUCACAGUGAAUAUUCCGUCGCGAUAUUGUCAUAUCAAGUAUUAGCGAAACGUGUUUUGUUUAUGAGAUUUUUGUACUUAGAUACGUCAUACCGAGAUUUAGUUCAACGAAGAUCGAUGGAAAUAUUUAAGACUGAAUUUAUAGGGAAAAUAAAAGCCAUCCCCAUUAAAAUCACCAACUCAUUAUACACUAACGUUAGUGACGUAAUAGCAAGAAAAAAAGUCGAUAUCAGCCCUUUGAUACCAAGCAAAGUUGUGCAUUUGAUAAAAAACGAAACCCGCAGAAAAGAAAGAAAAUAGACAGGUAUUUCUGACAAGAUUAUGCAUACACAUGUGUAACUAGGUACUAAAUAACUCCAGCUUUACGAUUGCAACAAGCAAUGUCGUAUUUAUAUCUAUGUGAUCCUCGAAAGUUGCAAAACCAAGUAAUAUACACACACAUACACACACACACA